AUGGAGACUCUGAGGGUCCUGCAGCGGGAGAAGCUGUUCCAGUCAGGAAUCCACACCUACAGGAUCCCGGCGCUGCUCUACCUGCAGGGCCAGAGCACCCUGCUGGCCUUCGCAGAAAAGCGGAGGAGCCAGCAGGACGAGCAGGCAGACGUGAUCGUCCUGCGCAGGGGAGCCUACGAUGCAGCCAGCCACCGGGUCCAGGGACUUUUCCUUCUCCCCUCUCUGCCCACUCAGUGGCAGGCUCAGGUGGUGGUGGCUGAAGCCCGGCUGGAGGGCUACCGCUCCAUGAACCCGUGUCCUUUGUACGACGAGCAGACGGGGACCCUCUUCCUCUUCUUCAUCGCUGUGCUGGGGCAGGUGUCCGAGGGCCACCAGCUCCGGACCGGGGUCAACGUGACCCGUCUGUGCCAUGUCAUCAGCAAGGACUCUGGGGUGACCUGGGGCCCCGCCAAGGACCUCACCGACGAGGCCAUUGGCCCGGCCCACGGGGAAUGGGCCACGUUUGCUGUGGGCCCAGGGCACUGCCUGCAGCUGCACAACGGGACGCGGGGCCUGGUGGUGCCUGCCUACACCUACCGCAAGCAGCCGGCCCCGCUGCCGCCUUCUGCCUCGGCCUUCUGCUUCGUCAGCCAUGACCGAGGGCGCACGUGGGCGUGGAGCAGCUUCGUGGGCCAGGGCGCCGUGGAGUGCCAGGUGGCUGAGGUCGCAGUCAAGAAGGAUCGGGUGCUGUACCUCAACGCCAGGAGCCCCCAAGGGGCCAGGGUGCAGGCCCAGAGCACCGACGAUGGGCUGGAUUUCAGCGCCGUCAAGACGGUGAAGAAGCUCGUGGAACCCCCCCAUGGCUGCCAGGGGAGCGUGGUCAGCUUCCAGGGCCCCGGGCAGGACCCAGGGGCCUUGGGCACGUGGCUGCUGUACACCCACCCCACGGAUCCCCACCACAGGUCCAACCUGGGUGCCUACCUCAACUCACGGCCCCUGGAUCCCGAGGGCUGGUCUAGCCCGGCUCUGCUGGCCAAGGGCAGCUGUGGCUACUCGGACCUGCAGAGCAUGGGGCCUGGCCCCGACGGCUCCCCUCAGUUCGGCUGCCUGUAAGAGGCGAAAAGCUAUGGAGAGAUGGUCUUCCUCAUGUUCACCCUGAAGCAGGUCUUCCCCGCCUCGGUCUGGGCCCCGUGACGCUGCCUGCUGGCCAGCGGCUGCCCUUUCUGCUUUGCAGCGCUGACGGAGGGGAUGCACGCACCUCCUUUCCUGUCCCUUCCUCCGGAAGCCUCCUCCCGGGUCCCUCCAUGGGCCACCCCUUAGCUCCUCAUCUUUCUAAUCUUUCCAGAAGGUGCAAAUUUCAUCCCAGGUCCAAG
This is a messenger RNA of Fukomys damarensis (Damara mole-rat), 1352 nucleotides long. RefSeq names its product neuraminidase 2 (gene Neu2). Gene Ontology annotation, molecular function: exo-alpha-sialidase activity. The transcript has 3 exons. Gene Ontology annotation, cellular component: lysosome; membrane; cytoplasm. Gene Ontology annotation, biological process: oligosaccharide catabolic process; ganglioside catabolic process. The record is from RefSeq and is a predicted model, not a curated record. NCBI's taxonomy places the organism in Eukaryota, Metazoa, Chordata, Mammalia, Rodentia, Bathyergidae.